This is a messenger RNA of Astyanax mexicanus (Mexican tetra), 1880 nucleotides long. Its product is annotated as zinc finger protein 501. The record is from RefSeq and is a predicted model, not a curated record. Lineage: Eukaryota; Metazoa; Chordata; Actinopteri; Characiformes; Acestrorhamphidae. Gene Ontology annotation, cellular component: nucleus. The transcript has 3 exons. The coding region runs from base 120 to 1106 and encodes 328 amino acids.
GUUUCCCCCGGUCUCCAGUAAAGUGGAGCAGCAGAAGAUCCAGCUCUGAUCAGCAGCUCCACACCUCUGUACUCAGACUGCUCUGCUGGAGGAACACCAUCAGCUCACCUGCUGCAGAAAUGAGUGGUGCUCUGUUCUUGUUGAUCGAAGAGCAGAACAUGGCAUCCAGAGAAAUCUCCAAUACUCAGCAGACACCCUCUCCCUCACCUUACAGGCAAAUGCAGAACAGUACAGACGAGAAGAAAACUCACCACUGCUCAGACUGUGGGAAGAAUUUUAGUCAACAGUGUCAUCUCAGAACACACCAGCGCAUUCACACUGGAGAAAAACCAUAUCACUGCUCUGAAUGUGGGAAGAAUUUUAUUAAACAGAGUGAUCUCAGAGCACACCAGCGAAUUCACUCUGGAGAGAAACCAUAUCACUGCUCAGAGUGUGGGAAGGAUUUUAUUUAUCGGAGUAGUCUCCAAAAACACCAGCGCAUUCACACUGCAGAGAAACCGUAUAACUGUUUGGAGUGUGGAAGAAGCUUUAUUCAGCAGAGUGAUCUCAGCACACAUCAGCGCAUUCACACUGGGGAGAAACCAUAUCACUGCUCAGACUGUGAGAAGAGUUUUAAGCAUCUGAGCAGUCUCCAAAAACAUCAGCGUAUUCACACUGGAGAGAAACCAUAUUACUGCUCCGAGUGUGGGAAAAGUUUUAAUCAGCAAAGUCAUUUCCAGCGACACCAGCGCAUUCACACUGGAGAGAAACCGUAUCACUGCUCAGACUGUGGGAAAGGUUUUAAUCAACAAAGUCAUUUUCAGCGCCACCAGCUCAUUCACACCGAAGAAAAACCCUAUCACUGCUCAGAGUGUGAGAAGAGUUUUAAGCAUCAGAGUACUCUUCAACAACACCAGCGCAUUCACACUGGAGAGAAACCGUAUCACUGCUCAGACUGUGGGAAGAGUUUUAAUCAACAAAGUCAUUUCCAGCGACACCAGCUCAUUCACACUGGAGAGAAACCGUAUCAGUGCUCAGAGUGUAAUGCAAGGUUCAGGUAUUUACAGGCAUUCAAGAAACAUAAGUGCAUUAAGAGCAGCCUUGAAAAUGGGCAGUGUCAGGCCUAAACCAUUUGAGAUCCCAACCCAGAUCUAUUUGUGACUUAUGUAUAGAGUGAAAACUGUAGCUUUAAAAAGUGUCUGAAGUAUAUUCAGAAAACAAACCACACGUUAGGGUUAGCUUGUGCUAAAACACAAACAAGCUAGUUCAUGCUUAACAAAACUCAUUAUUUAAAAGUACUUACAUCUCUCUCAUCUGCUGACGUGCCACAGACAGUAGGUAGAGAUUUCUCUGUCAAACAGAGCCAGAGUCUGCUGGCUAAUCCUGCUAUGUAUUGUCUGAGGUUCUCAAUCAAAUGAAUUGUUGUGGCUCAUUGAACCUACACUAUCUGUUAUUUUUGUAUUCACUAGCUGUCUGUGGACUCUGUACUGACAUAUAUGUUGGGUUUUGAUGUUCAUAGGGCUUAGUAUUAAUAGCAUGUUUCAUAGUAAUUAAAGUAAUUAUAUAGUAGUAAUUAUAUAUAUAGUAGUAAUUAUAUAGUAUUUAUAGUAGUAAAAAUUGUUCAUAUGCAUGUUGUAUUUCAUUUUAUUUAAGUUUUAUCCAACUUCAAAUAAAUUAUUGAAAGAGAUAAACUGGGCAUCCUCUUCAGUGUGGUGAUUGGAGGAUUUGUCUAUCUGCUGUUUUCUGUAAGGUGUAUAAGCACACAGUGGACGGAAAUCAAAUUCCACCAGGACCAUGAUUCUAUGCAGAUUUAGCUCUCAUUAUUGAGUGUGGGGUAAUGAGGAUAAGAUGCAGAGUUAUGCAGUAUUCUAUUAUAUAUAGGUUUACACAGUUUAGCAUGC